AACAAAAAAAAACCCUGGCCCAGGAACUUCCAUAUGCCAUGGGUACAGCCAAAAAAAAAGAGAGAUGCAAAAGAAAAGUAGCACAGGGAGGUGCCGUGGUCUGCUCAAGGUCACAGAGGUCGAAAGAGCAGAACGCUGUUCAGUCCCAGCAGCCAGGGUCUGGAGGCUCCCCUCAGAACCACCCCAUGAGCUGGCCUGGCUGGAGCACACAAGGCACGUAGGGAAGGUCUGUGACGGCCAAGAAGGGAGAAUGGACACUGGAGUCAAGAAAAAGGAAACUCUCCUUAAAACAGUUCUUUGAGAUGGCUGCCGUUUUCCCUGUGUUGUAAAGGAGGAGAGAGUGAGUGAGGCUUACAGAAAUUGUCAUUGAUCCAAGGCCACGGGGGACUGUGGCAGAGCCAGAAUUUUAACCCAGAUCUGGGGCCUCUUCACUGCGGAGUUGCCUGGAGACCAGCCGCAGUGCAGCAGGGUGGAGCCCCCUGGAGCGGUGGCUGCUGGUGGGGAAGGCAUUCUGCAGCUGAGGAGCCGGGAGCGGGAAUGGCCCCAGGUGAUAAAGGGACUGGAAGCAGAGCCUGCAGGGAGCCACGUGUGCCCAGCGGGGGCACCGCCCCAGCUGAUGCCCCAGAGGGGCCACCCAUCUCAAGAGGGGCUCCGGGUCCUGCCUGGCCUCCUCAUGGCACAUGAGCCAGAGCCUGAGGCUGAUGGGUUACUGGACCUCAGCUUCCUGACGGAGGAGGAACAGGAAGCCAUUGCUGAGGUCCUGAAGCGAGAUGCCCACCUACGGCAGCUGGAGGAGGGACGGGUCAGAAAGCUCCGGGCAUCACUGGAAGACCCUGGGCAGCUGAAGAUCCUAACAGGGGACUGGUUCCAGGAAGCACGCUCCCAGAGGCACCACCACACCCACCUGGGUUCUGACCUAGUCCGAGCCUCCAUCCGCAGAAAGAAGGGCUCCAGGGGAGACCAGGCUCGGGGCAGCAAUGGGGAGGCUGAGGCUGCUGGGAAAGAGACCGAAGAGGCGCUGGAGCCCAGGCUCCCCAUAGACAAGGCCCCCCAAGAGAGUCUCAGCGAGGCUGAGGGACCUGAUUUCCCCUCACCAUAUGUCCCCACUAAGGCAUCAGAUAAUGAAGAGGAGCCCCCGGCCCAGGAAGCGCCUGGGCCGGCGGACGUUCAGGUCCCAGCCGCGGAGGAGGCGGACCCGGAGCCAAAGCCGCCGUCGGGGGCGGAGGAGGAGCCGCAGCCCAGGCCUGCUCAGACCCAGGAGGCGUCCGAGAUCCUGGAGAAUGGGGAGGAGGCCCCGGGGCCUGACCCCUCACUGGACCGUAUGCUCAGCAGCAGCUCCUCCAUGUCCAGCCUCAACUCCUCCACGCUGAGCGGCAGCCAGAUGAGCCUGUCGGGGGAGGCGGAGGCGGCGGCAGUGCAGGUGCGCGGCUCCGUGCACUUCGCGCUGCACUACGAGCCUGGCGCCGCGGAGCUGCGCGUGCACGUGAUCCAGUGCCAGGGCCUGGCCGCCGCCCGCCGCCGCCGCUCAGACCCCUACGUCAAAAGCUACCUCCUCCCGGAUAAGCAGAGCAAGCGCAAGACAACAGUGAAGAAACGGAAUCUGAACCCGAUCUUCAACGAGACUCUCCGGUACUCUGUCCCGCAGGCUGAGCUCCAGGGCCGUGUGUUGAGCCUAUCCGUGUGGCACCGCGAAAGCCUGGGUCGCAACAUCUUUCUGGGCGAAGUAGAAGUGCCCCUGGACACGUGGAACUGGGACUCCGAGCCCACCUGGCUCCCCCUGCAGCCCAGGGUCCCGCCGUCUCCCGAUGCCCUUCCCAGCCGCGGGCUGCUCUCUCUGUCCCUCAAGUACAUCCCCGCCGGCUCCGAGGCUCUGUGCUGCCUGAUGACAGCCGGGCCAGCCGCCAGCGGACGAGGGUGGUGCGUCGCAGCCUCAACCCCAUGUUCAAUCACACCAUGGUUUAUGAUGGCUUCGAGCCUGCUGACCUGCGCCAGGCCUGUGCCGAGCUCUCCCUGUGGGACCAUGGGACCCUGGCCAGUCGCCAACUGGGGGGCACACGCCUCAGCCUGGGCACCGGCAGCAGCUACGGGCUCCAGGUGCCCUGGAUGGACUCCACGCCUGAGGAGAAGCAGCUGUGGCAGACGCUCCUGGAGCGGCCGUGCGAGUGGGUGGACGGCCUUCUGCCCCUCAGAACCAACCUGGCCCCCAGGACUUAGCUGCCCUACAAGCCCUACAAAACCCCUCUCUCUGGACCCCCAUCUCAGAGCCUGCCCUUGGCUAAAGUCAAUAAAGUCUGUUCUGAGGGCAACAAGGGGCUGAUGUCUGCCGGGGAGCAGGGUGGGUGGGGGAGACAGGAAAGUGAAAGGGACCAGAUGAAGGUGUUUUGAUCCCAGAACCCCUCCCCAUACUUCAAAAA
Molecule: messenger RNA, 2414 nt
Organism: Sus scrofa (pig)
Lineage: Eukaryota; Metazoa; Chordata; Mammalia; Artiodactyla; Suidae
Source: RefSeq, a predicted model, not a curated record